GACAGUUAAGACAGGCCUUGAAAUGAUUGGCUGGUUUGGGAGGUGAGCUUUAAUAAAUGUGAGAUGUUAGAAUCUCCCCCUGACAAAUCACCAAUGACCAGGAACUACCACCAGACACACUGAGAUGUGUACACCCACAAAGAUAUCCAGAAGUCAAAAUAUCAGGUUCCCUUUAAAUGUUUUGUCAUUGAGUUGGGCUAAUUUAUUUUAUUUUAUUAGACGAAAUUUGAGUCCCGGAGAAUAGUUUAGCUUACAAGUGGAUAAAGUUGUGUAGGCAGAGGGAGACAUUUUGGGUUUCGUUCGGUGAGAGGAAAUUUGGUAAACGUUGUGCAAUGGUGCGAGAAAAGUUUUGAAAGAGUGUGAGAAACAAUUGCAAGCUAAGUGCCUGAGAGUAGGUCGGUUCAAGAAGAAGCCUUCAUGUUGCAUCCAUACAGAAUGGAGGGGUACCUCAUCUCACCUGGUCCUCCAUCAGAAGACAUGUACGAACCCGACAUCUAUAGACAACAGAUGUCAGAAUAUUCAUAUCCGUAUGUCAUCGAUGGAGAGAGUCAAGGAGAUCACUGGGACUAUCACACCACUCAUCAUGUUCAUCCGCUGGACUUUGACAACCUGCCAGAGGGCCACUUCACUGAGCUCCAGAGUGUCCAGCAUCUACAUGUACCCAGCAUGGCUCGUUAUAAUGAUGCUGACACUCUCUCUCUGGACCCUGGCCUUGGGGGAUACCACAAUGCCCUACCCCCACCGGUGCCGUAUUGCCCUCGAGCCAUGGGCUACUUGCACCCCUCUCCUCAGACAAUGAGGAGCUCAGAUGACGAGGAGCCAGGAGGCCGCAGCCCUCCACUAGAAGUGUCUGAUGAAGAGUGUCUGAGAGACCACAUCACGCAUGUAACAAGGGGAGAAUUGGGCAACAAGAAGAAGAUCCGUCUGUACCAGUUCCUGCUGGAUCUGCUGAGGAACGGGGACAUGAAGGACAGUAUCUGGUGGGUAGACAGGGACAAGGGCACCUUCCAGUUCUCCUCGAAACACAAGGAGGCACUGGCACAUCGGUGGGGCGUACAGAAGGGCAACCGCAAGAAAAUGACCUACCAGAAGAUGGCUCGGGCUCUUCGCAACUAUGGCAAGACAGGCGAGGUCAAAAAGGUCAAGAAGAAGCUGACUUAUCAGUUCAGUGGUGAAGUGCUGGGGGGGAGGUCUCACUUGGAGAGGAGGCCAUAUUCCCAUUUGUAGAGGGAUAAACAUAGUGGAAGUCCUGAAGAAGGGUAGAGAGAGAGAUAGAUUGUUAACUGUAUAUAGUAUGCAAGAUGGUUAUCAAUGUAAUAACUAUUGUUUGUGUUUAAAUCAACAAUAACUGUUUUUGCUGUUCUUGUAAAAAGCAUUUACAGUGAGGGAAAAAAGUAUUUGAUCCCCUGCUGAUUUUGUACAUUUGCCCACUGACAAAGAAAUGAU
This is a messenger RNA of Coregonus clupeaformis (lake whitefish), 1446 nucleotides long. Its product is annotated as transcription factor PU.1-like. Gene Ontology annotation, biological process: cell differentiation; regulation of transcription by RNA polymerase II. The coding region runs from base 418 to 1227 and encodes 269 amino acids. The transcript has 5 exons. Gene Ontology annotation, molecular function: sequence-specific DNA binding; DNA-binding transcription factor activity, RNA polymerase II-specific. Gene Ontology annotation, cellular component: nucleus. The record is from RefSeq and is a predicted model, not a curated record. NCBI's taxonomy places the organism in Eukaryota, Metazoa, Chordata, Actinopteri, Salmoniformes, Salmonidae.